This is a messenger RNA of Abrus precatorius (Indian licorice), 1873 nucleotides long. RefSeq lists its product as uncharacterized. NCBI's taxonomy places the organism in Eukaryota, Viridiplantae, Streptophyta, Magnoliopsida, Fabales, Fabaceae. The record is from RefSeq and is a predicted model, not a curated record. Gene Ontology annotation, molecular function: protein binding. The coding region runs from base 65 to 1045 and encodes 326 amino acids. Gene Ontology annotation, cellular component: chloroplast thylakoid membrane. The transcript has 4 exons.
AUUUACGGUCCCUCUUCCUCAUUAUUACAACCCUUUCUUUCUCUCACUCCUUUUCUUCGCCGCCAUGGCUGCGAACCUUGGAAACUUGGCUUUACUACUUGACAUGGCUUCGCCGCGGAGCUUGAUUCUGGACAGGAAGGCACGUGCCGUCGGAGCCGACGUCGUUUUGAGCUUGCCUUCUUCUAAAAGGGACUCCUCUUCCUCCUCCUCCUGCUACGCUUCCGAGGGAGACGCGCGGAGCCGCGUGGUGGUGGCGCGUGGGAAGUCGAACUCGGAGAAAAACGGUGUGGACUUCGAUAGCGACGAGGAGGAGGGCGCGUUCGAGGAUUGGGAGAAGGAGAUGCGGCGUAGAGUGAGGGAGUUCGAAGAGAGGAGAGAACUCGAGAAGAAGGCCGAAGAACUGCAAAGUCGUAGCGAAGAAGGAACUGAAAAAGAAACUGAGGAAGAGAAGAGGACGAGAGUGAGGAAAGAGCUGGAAAAGGUGGCGAAGGAACAGGCAGAGAGGCGAGCCACUGCUCAGUUGAUGUUUGAUUUGGGUCAGAAAGCUUACGGAAAGGGUUCUUAUGGACGUGCCAUUGAGUUUUUCGAAGCUGCACUCACUAUCAUACCCAGACCUACGUUGUUUGGUGGUGAGAUACAAAUAUGGCUGGCCAUGGCUUAUGAGGCCUAUAAUCGCCAUAAAGAUUGCAUUGCUCUGUACCAGCAAUUAGAAAAGACGCAUCCCAGUAUUAGCAUUCGACGCCAAGCUGCGGAGCUUCGUUACAUUUUGCAAGCGCCGAAGCUCAAGAUAACUCAGGAGGAGAUGGUGACUAUACCCUUGAUUGGCUCUAGUUAUGACAGUUAUGCGGGAACAUGGAGUGAUAAAUACAAGGACAAGGAUCGAAGAAGUGGGUCAGUCACCAAUCAGCUUCCAUCAUCUAGAGAUUACCUUGGGGACUUCCUUGUAUGGAAACCUCCCGUUGGGUUAGGGAAAAGUCGAGCUUUCUGGGUUGGCUUGACAAUAUGGUUGGGAUUAGUUGGAGCUGCCAUCUUUAGUCAAAGAUGAAUACACUUGUACAGAACUUGAAUUCGCCAAUUUGUGUAGUUUAUAUAAUGUGAAGUGCAUGGUGUAAUAUAUUAGUGUUUAUGGAAUAGAUUUGUAAAAUUAUUCAAUGUAUCAAAUAGAUAAAGAUGUUAUUUAAUUAUAUUUCCCCAGUGUGGUGUUCUGUUGAAAUUACAAGGAUGUACAGUAAUUCUAUUUAAAAGAAGAAAGCACGUGUUUAGCGGAAUUUCUUACCCUCUCCUUAUACCUGUUUGUUACUAUUCCAGGAGAAUGACUAUUUUGUUGCAGGUUGAAAGGCAUCAAUGGGAACUGGGGAUGCAGGUUUCCCCCUUCUUUUUUUGGGUCCUAAAUUGAAUGUUUUGGGGUACAAUCUGUUAACAAUCUUUUUAAUGUCGACUAUUUUAUAGGCUUCGAUCAGCUUUAUCUGCUAUCUGGCUAGUGUGUGCUGUGCUGUCCAACACUACUGAAGUUAGAGCACAACCAAAAUCGCGCCCACAAAAUUGAUCAUAUUCUGCCUGAGUCCCUUUAAUUUGAUCAAGUUUUUAAUCAUGUCUUUACAGUUUUAAAAUUUUGUAAUUAAAUUUUUGAAAGCUAAUACCGUUAGGCUUUCGUUUAAUUGUUGAUGUCAUAUGUUAAAUGACAAUCAUCCUUUUCACUUUAUCCUUAUUUUGUUUCUUAAUAUUUUCUCCCAAAGGUUGUGUCUGGAUCCCUAGUUCCUUGUACAGUGUUGUGUGUUUGUGAUUCACUCGGGGAAUUGAUAUUAACAGAAAUUGAAAGAUACUGUUACUGUUAGUACGUGUUCUUUAUGACAAUGAAGAAUCUAAUAUUUUC